AUGGUUGGGCUAGCUGGCCCCAGCGGCGUGGGGGAGUCCACUGCCGCCGGGAUGGUGGUCCGUCGAACAGACGUGCGGGCACAUUUCCACAAGGGGGUGUUGUGGUUACAGGAUCUAGAGGCGGCCGAGGCAGUCAUGACUACCCUCGAGCGCUGGUCGAUCCUCACGGUAGAGGACGGCAGAACCGCGAAGGCCGAGGAGCUCCAUCGACGAGAGCUCGCAAUUCGUGAGGGAAAACUUGACGAGGACCACCCGGAUGUGGCAGAUACCUUGAAUUGGCUCGCCGUCAAUGUGGGCGACGCAGGCAGGAAGGAGGAGGCCGAGAAAUUGUUUCGACAGGCGCUUGCAAUCCGGGAUGAAAAGCUGGGCAUCGAUCACUGGGACACUGCGAUAACCAGGAAGGCCUUAGCACAGCUGCACAAGUCCACAUUGGCGGUAGUGACUCAGACGGUGGCCGUGCUGUUGGCUGGCGUGGUGCUUUAUGUGACAAUAAGCGCGAUUUGGGGGGAAGAUACGGUGGUAAACGGAUUUUCAUAG
Molecule: messenger RNA, 537 nt
Organism: Ectocarpus siliculosus
Lineage: Eukaryota; Phaeophyceae; Ectocarpales; Ectocarpaceae
Source: the annotation of a GenBank genome assembly